Jaculus jaculus (lesser Egyptian jerboa) is the source of this 2371-nucleotide messenger RNA. It is a transcript of the gene Dbnl, whose product is annotated as drebrin like. Gene Ontology annotation, cellular component: lamellipodium; postsynaptic density; cortical actin cytoskeleton. Gene Ontology annotation, biological process: positive regulation of axon extension; postsynaptic actin cytoskeleton organization; positive regulation of dendritic spine morphogenesis. The record is from RefSeq and is a predicted model, not a curated record. The transcript is spliced from 14 exons. Gene Ontology annotation, molecular function: actin filament binding. Bases 659 to 1768 code for a protein of 369 amino acids. Lineage: Eukaryota; Metazoa; Chordata; Mammalia; Rodentia; Dipodidae.
GGCGGCUGCGAGCCAGGCUGCUCCGCGUCGCCGCUGCUCCGGGGCGGGCCAUGGCGGUGAACCUGAGCCGCAACGGGCCGGCGCUGCAGGAGGCCUACGUGCGGGUGGUCACCGAGAAGUCCCCGACCGACUGACCUGUCUGCUGCCACCCUGCUCUUCCACUGACCUGGCUCAUCUACAGAAGUACCUUCUGAGGGUCCAGAGCCCCUCUUUCCUCUCACCGUACCCAUUUGCCCAUGCCAGUGCCCCUUCACCUACCUCAAGCUGCUGCAGUCCUGCAGGGUGUGCCACUCAAGUUACAAGAGCCUCCACCCUCAUUGUCACAGCCAUUCUGGGAGGUUACUCAGGAUUGUGUGUCAGGUCCCCACUUGUAAGCUGAAAAAAAUAACUCAGCCAUCUCACUGUCCUGCCCAUCACUACAGUGGCUUCCUGUUGCCCUGUGAGUAAAAGCCAGACUCCCGCAGGACCCUCUUCCUCAAACUUGUAAGCUAGUUCCUCAUGGGGAACUGAUAAGCCCUCCCCACUUGCUUUCUCUGCUUGGAGCACUCUUCCACGGGCUCUCUUUACCUAUGAAGGCAACAGCAAUGAUAUCCGUGUGGCUGGCACAGGGGAGGGUGGCCUGGAGGAACUGGUGGAGGAGCUCAACAGCGGGAAGGUGAUGUAUGCAUUCUGCAGAGUGAAGGACCCCAACUCUGGCCUGCCUAAGUUUGUCCUCAUCAACUGGACAGGUGAGGGAGUAAAUGAUGUCCGGAAGGGAGCCUGCGCCAACCACGUCAGCACCAUGGCCAACUUCCUGAAGGGGGCCCAUGUGACUAUUAAUGCACGGGCUGAAGAGGAUGUUGAGCCCGAGUGCAUCAUGCAAAAGGUUGCCAAAGCUUCUGGAGCCAACUACAGCUUCCACAAGGAGAGUGGCCGCUUCCAGGAUGCAGGACCCCAAGCCCCAGUGGGUUCUGUGUACCAGAAGACCAAUGCCAUCUCAGAGAUCAAGAGAGUUGGCAAAGAUAGUUUCUGGGCCAAAGCUGAGAAAGAGGAGGAGAACCGGCGGCUGGAGGAGAAGCGACGGGCUGAAGAGGAACAGCGACGACUGGAAGAGGAGCGCCGAGAGCGGGAGCUGCGAGAGGCUGCCCGCCGGGAGCAGCGCUACCAGGAGCAACAUGGCAAGGCCGGCCCUCUGAGCAGUACGUGUGAGCAGCAGCAAGAAGCAGUUUCCAGGCACAGACAGGAAUGGGAGUCUGCUGGUCAACAGGCCAUAAACCCACGGGAGAUCUUCAAGCAGAAGGAGAGGGCCAUGUCCACCACUUCUGUCUCCAGCCCUCAGCCAGGCAAGCUGAGGAACCCCCUCCUGCAGGAGCAGCCCGCCCAACAAGAGACGUCGUUUGACAGAGGGCCAACCCCCACCAUCUCAAAGCCCGGGGAAGGUGUCUGUGAGGAGCCAGUGCUCAGCACGCCAACACGGGCAGAAGAAGAAGCCACCUAUGAAGUGCCCCCAGAGCAGGAGAACUUCUAUGAGGAGCCCCCACUGGUGCAGCAACAAGGUGGUGGCUCUGAACACAUUGACCACUACAUGCAGGGCCAGGGGCUUAGUGGGCAAGGACUGUGUGCCCGGGCCUUGUACGAUUACCAAGCAGCUGAUGACACAGAGAUCUCCUUUGAUCCUGAGAACCUCAUCACUGGCAUCGAGGUGAUUGAUGAAGGCUGGUGGCGUGGCUACGGGCCUGAUGGCCACUUUGGCAUGUUCCCUGCCAACUACGUGGAGCUUAUAGAGUGAGGCGAGGGCCUGUCUUCUCCCCACCCAGAAGCAGUUUCCUUAUUACUGGAAGAGGAGGCCCAAAAGUUAAUAUUUGGGACCCCAUUAGGACAAGGUCUCAUGGCUCCCUCUGGCUUGGGUGGCUCCACCUCACCCCAGAUGCAGCAAUAACCCAGUGACCCCUAAAAUGCUUCCUGAAGCUUCUAGGCCCCCCACCAGCCUGCCUCUUGACUUCAGUGGGAUUUUGAGCCAGCUUCACCUGUGGCCAACCCUGGAUGACCUCUGCCCAAGGACAGUGGCCACCAGUAAGCUGGGAGGCUCUGAGCAGGGACACCUGGAGGCCGCCUUCUGCAUUUGCCUUUUUUCCCUCUCUCUGGCUUCUGAGGUGUGGUGGCUGCAGGUGUUUAGAUUGGCCCUUGGGAAUCAUGAACUUGAAGAAUUUCUUUUCGCAGAGACCAAAGUCAGAGUAGACAGUGACAGUUUUGACAACAGGGACUAGAGGCUUUGCUGCCUCAUCUGUUUCUCUCCCCCUGUGUCUGUGCUAUGGAAAGAAGGGGUGGGAUGACCAGACUCCUGUCUCUGGAUAUGUGAAAAGUCAAAGACACCAUGUGUCCUUCGUGUUGA